CGGUCAUCACGCCUCUCUGCCGCCACCCUGCUGUUCGCUUGUGAUGCCUCUCUGCCGCCACCCUGCUGUUCGCUUGUGAUGCCUCUCUGCCGCCACCCUGCUGUUCGGUCAUCACGCCUCUCUGCCACCACCCUGCUGUUCGCUUGUGAUGCCUCUCUGCCGCCACCCUGCUGUUCGGUCAUCACGCCUCUCUGCCGCCACCCUGCUGUUCGGUCAUCACGCCUCUGUGCCGCCACCCUGCUGUUCGGUUGUGAUGCCUCUCUGCCGCCACCCUGCUGUUCGGUCAUCACACCUCUCUGCCGCCACCCUGCUGUUCGGUCAUCACGCCUCUCUGCCGCCACCCUGCUGUUCGGUCAUCACGCCUCUCUGCCGCCACUCUGCUGUUCGGUCAUCACGCCUCUCUGCCACCACCCUGCUGUUCGCUUGUGAUGCCUCUCUGCCACCACCCUGCUGUUCGGUCAUCACGCCUCUCUGCCGCCACCCUGCUGUUCGGUCAUCACGCCUCUCUGCCGCCACCCUGCUGUUCGUUUCUUACUUCUGUUCAUAUUCAAGUGACAGGAUCCAGGAACUAGCAAGGCCAAAGAAGCCUAAAGCAGCUUGGGAGAACUAUAGUAGUAGGUUAGAAUGGGGAAAUCAGGAGACAAUUUGGCCACUCUCCCGGAGUGCUUUGACGGCUCGGCCAACACCAAGAAUUAUGUUUCUGGCCAAACCCAAGAAAAUUUUCAAUGGUGACCUUCAGCGCAGGUGCCUCUUCUUGUACAGCUGUGGCCGGAUGUCAGAGAUCUGGCAGCGCCCACCAUUGAUGGAUUUAGCUUUACCAUCUCCUCGAAUACUGAAGUUGGCAGAACCUAAAAAAUACCAAACAGCGUACUUAAAACAAAGGCCUCGUAGUUCUCCAGAGUGGCCCGUGCCAACAGCUGCACUCACCUGCGAGGCUUCCCAGCGGGUUCUAGAACUGGCACGUCCCAAAUCCGUGCAUCCAGGCUUCCUGCUAGACAGAAAGGUUGAAACACAAAUUACAGACACUGCGAAGAUGACUCUCACCCCUCCAAGAACACAGCGUCUUGCCCAGCCGAAGAUUCAGAAGAAUACUUUGUGCUACGACCGGGGAAGUCCCGAGUCCAUGAUCUGUCCAGUAUCUAGGUCUGCCCAGCAAGCAGUAGCAAGUGUUCGGACACUAGAGUUGGCUAAAGCAAAAGUGGUGUCACCUGAGUAUCUGCCUGCCUGUGAUACUGAACGGCCAGUGACAAAGGCAGCAAAGCAUGCAGUGACUACGCCUAGGAUUGAGGAACUGUCCCAGCCAUGCAAAAGGCUCACUGCAAACCUUGCUCAGUUUGAUCCAGAUGCCUUUUUAGUAAAGGAGUCUGCUAAGAAGGCAGUUUGCUCCAGCAGGCUUAAAAAACUAGCAUGCCCUAUUGAGCGCUGAACCUGUUGGCUCUUAAGUUCAUUAAAUCCUUAGAAAAUUCAUGGCUGUCUUGUCAGCUGUCCCCCUCCCCAGUGUGUUUGAUUACCGGUACAUGUUGUAGAGCGGGGUCUCAAACUCAAUUUACAUUAGGUCCAGUGCCCGUCCUCAAAUCCUCCCAAUGGCCCAAUGUCACCCAUGCCACCCAGAACCCGCCCCCCCA
Messenger RNA from Mauremys mutica (yellowpond turtle), 1625 nucleotides. It is a transcript of the gene SPMAP2L, whose product is annotated as theg spermatid protein like. Lineage: Eukaryota; Metazoa; Chordata; Testudines; Geoemydidae. Bases 149 to 1426 code for a protein of 425 amino acids. The record is from RefSeq and is a predicted model, not a curated record. The transcript is spliced from 9 exons.